AUGCCAACCAAAGCCACGAAGGCACUUGUCUUGCUUCUUCUUCUUCUCCUCAUGGUGUCCCAGGCUGCUGCAGAGGCAGACACUGUGGUGUGUCGGAACACCAAGGGGGAGUGUGCCUUCAUUCUGUGUCCCUUGUUCAAGAGAGCCACUGGUACCUGCUACAAUGGAUUGGCAAAGUGCUGCAGGCCCUUAUGGUGA
Molecule: messenger RNA, 198 nt
Organism: Pogoniulus pusillus (Red-fronted tinkerbird)
Lineage: Eukaryota; Metazoa; Chordata; Aves; Piciformes; Lybiidae
Gene: DEFB1
Product: defensin beta 1
Exons: 2
Coding region: 1-198 (65 amino acids)
Biological process (GO): innate immune response in mucosa; defense response to Gram-negative bacterium; defense response to Gram-positive bacterium
Cellular component (GO): extracellular region
Molecular function (GO): CCR6 chemokine receptor binding
Source: RefSeq, a predicted model, not a curated record